Lodderomyces parapsilosis is the source of this 3072-nucleotide messenger RNA. RefSeq lists its product as uncharacterized. Gene Ontology annotation, cellular component: fungal-type cell wall. The coding region runs from base 1 to 3072 and encodes 1023 amino acids. Gene Ontology annotation, biological process: cell adhesion. The record is from RefSeq and is a predicted model, not a curated record. The transcript has a single exon. Lineage: Eukaryota; Fungi; Ascomycota; Pichiomycetes; Serinales; Debaryomycetaceae.
AUGAAAAACUGGAAUUCAUUUGUGGCCAUUUUCACGGCUUUCACAUUCACAACGCUUACACUCGCUUCUGAAGUUACCGAUGUUUUUCAAAGCUUUGACAGUUUGGUAUGGCAAAAUGCCGCCAACUACCAGUACAGUACUCCUGCAGCCCCAAGUUGGAUUGCAACCUUAUCCUGGAAGAUUUUGGGCUCAAACGUGCAUGCUGGUGAUACUUUUACUUUAAAUAUGCCCUGUGUUUUCAAGUUUACCACCACUCAAGACAGCGUCGACUUAACGGUUGGCGAUACUGUUUAUGCUACUUGUCAAUUUGCUCCUGGUGAUUUAGUUGUUGCUUACUCCCAAUUAAAGUGUACUGCUAGUAACAAUGUUAAAGCAAGCACAAAUGCUGCUGGUUCUGUUCAUUUUCCUAUUGCUUUCAACGUUGGGGGAUCAGCAAAUUCUGUCGAUUUACAAAAUUCCCAAUGUUUUACCGCUGGUUCCAACCAAGUUACAUUCACUGACGGUGACAAGGAGUUGACUACCACAGCAAACUUUCAAGGAGGAACAAACACGAAUGGAAAUUCGCCAACUGAUACUAUUGUUUACAACAAUCGUGUAGUCCCAUCGUUGAACAAACAACAGUUGUACUUGCUUGGUGGAACUUGUCCUAAUGGAUAUAGGAGUGGAACUUUAGGCGUUACUAUUGUUGGUGGAACACUUGACUGCUCAACCUUUCACGCUUCCAUCACAAACCAAUUAAAUGAUUGGUUCUUGCCAGAAGAGGCGGAGGCUAUAUCAGGCUCAACAAGCUGCAGUGGUAACUCUUUUACAAUCAACUACAACAACAUCCCCGCCGGUUAUAGACCAUUUUUGGACAUUUUGGUUUCAGUUCCAACAGGUCAAGGAUUACAAACUGCUUACACCAACACAUACUUGUGUGCAGGAAGUUCAUCGGUUAAGGAUGGUUCAAAAUCUACAACUUGGGGACCAUACCAGAAUAACGAUGCUGGUGCUAAUGGUAAUGAAGUUGUUGUCACUACAUCUACAUGGCUUGGAUCAACCACUUCAAUAACAACUUUGCCCUUCAAUACUGCCCCAGGUAAUACUAAAACCAUUGUUGUUGAAGUACCAAUUCCAACUACUACAGUCACGUCUAGCUACACUGGUAUUUCAACAUGGACCACCACUAUCACAGCUACACCUGGAAAGACAGCAACAGUUGUUGAAUGGGAUCCAAUUACCCCUGCCGUAAGUUCUGAACCUCCCUCUUCGGAGCCACCAAGCUCAAGUGAGCCACCAUCUAGUUCAGAACCACCAAGCUCAAGCGAGCCACCAAGCUCAAGUGAGCCACCAUCCAGUUCAGAACCACCAAGCUCAAGCGAGCCACCAAGCUCAAGUGAGCCACCAUCUAGUUCAGAACCACCAAGCUCAUCAGAACUGGAAUCUAGUUCGGAACCACCAAGCUCAAGCGAGCCACCAUCUAGUUCGGAACCACCAAGCUCAUCAGAACUGGAAUCUAGUUCGGAACCACCAAGCUCAAGUGAGCCACCAUCUAGUUCGGAACCACCAUCUAGUUCAGAACUGGAAUCUAGUUCAGAACCACCAAGCUCAAGCGGGCCACCAAGCUCAAGUGAGCCACCAUCCAGUUCAGAACCACCAAGCUCAUCAGAACUGGAAUCUAGUUCGGAACCACCAAGCUCAAGUGAGCCACCAUCUAGUUCGGAACCACCAUCUAGUUCAGAACUGGAAUCUAGUUCAGAACCACCAAGCUCAAGCGGGCCACCAAGCUCAAGUGAGCCACCAUCCAGUUCAGAACCACCAAGCUCAUCAGAACUGGAAUCUAGUUCGGAACCCCCAAGCUCGUCAGAGACUGAGUCAAGUACUGAGCCACCAUCAAGUUCAUCUGAUACUGAUUUCCUGUCACUGAGUCAAGUUUCGUCUAACGACCAUUCAUCAUCCUCAAUUACACCACCUUACCAAAACAGUACUAGCCCUACUGGACCCUCUUCUGUUCCACCUAGUUCAGAAUCCACAACUACUCCUACUGAUUUACCAACCACGGAGUCUACUACUGACAUAUCAUCCCCAUCUAGUGAAUCUGCUAUUACAUCACCAACUACCACACCAACCACAACUGAUAAUGGUAACGGAGGUGAAAACACACCAACCACAACUGAUAAUGGUAACGGAGGUGAAAACACACCAACAACAACUGAUAAUGGUAACGGAGGUAAAAACACACUGACUAAUACAGGCACAAGUACUCCUUCCAACCCAACCACUCUGAGUGCAAACACAAUUGAUUCCCAACUGACAGCCUCAUCGACUAAUCCUCCAGAAAACAAUGGAAACGGUGGAAACAAUGGAAACGGUGGAAACAAUGGAAACAAUGGAAACGAAGGUAAUGGAUCUGGCAAUGGAUCUGGUAAUGGAUCUGGUAAUGGAUCUGGCAAUGGAUCUGGUAAUGGAUCUGGUAAUGGAUCUGGUAAUGGAUCUGGUAAUGGAUCUGGCAAUGGAUCUGGUAAUGGAUCUGGCAAUGGAUCUGGUAAUGGAUCUGGUAAUGGAUCUGGUAAUGGAUCUGGCAAUGGAUCUGGUAAUGGAUCUGGCAAUGGAUCUGGUAAUGGAUCUGGUAAUGGAUCUGGCAAUGGAUCUGGCAAUGGAUCAGGUAAUGGAUCUGGCAAUGGAUCAGGCAAUGGAUCAGGAGAAGGAUCAGGAGAAGGAUCUGGAGAAGGAUCAGGCAAUGGAUCAGGAGAAGGAUCAGGAGAAGGAUCAGGAGAAGGAUCAGGAGAAGGAUCUGGAGAAGGAUCUGGUAAUGGAUCAGGAAAUGGAUCAGGAGAAGGAUCUGGUAAUGGAUCAGGAAAUGGAUCAGGAAAUGGAUCAGGAGAAGGAUCAGGAGAAGGAUCGGGAAGCAACCCAAGCAUACAACAACAACAACCAUCAUCAUCAUCAAAUGAGCCAUCCUCAUCCGCGUCCGCAUUCAACACAAACACAACACCACCGAUCAUUUCCAACUAUGAAGGAUCAGGUUCAAGUCAAGGUGUAUCUACAUUCUUGACUGGUUUAUUCAUCAUUAUCAGUUCAUUGUUAUUCUAG